Molecule: messenger RNA, 4568 nt
Organism: Chelonus insularis
Lineage: Eukaryota; Metazoa; Arthropoda; Insecta; Hymenoptera; Braconidae
Gene: Nc73EF
Product: oxoglutarate dehydrogenase Nc73EF
Exons: 12
Coding region: 116-3391 (1091 amino acids)
Biological process (GO): tricarboxylic acid cycle
Cellular component (GO): mitochondrion; oxoglutarate dehydrogenase complex
Molecular function (GO): thiamine pyrophosphate binding; oxoglutarate dehydrogenase (succinyl-transferring) activity
Source: RefSeq, a predicted model, not a curated record
UUGGCUACUGCGCGGGCGUACCUGUAAGUGCGAUUGUGAAUUCUCGUGAGAUUGUGACUGUGAGUUGCAAAUGGUAGUUGGACUGUCAUCAUUGUAUCGUUAACAUCAGGUCAAAAUGUAUAAAGCCCGGGUAGUAUUCAGUUCACUUACUCCCUUGGCACCUCGUGUUUGUGGAGGUGAAAGAUUUGCUUCCUGGCUAGUUGGAAGCAAUUCUCUCUCUCGUACAUCACAAGUUUUUGUGGCUGUUGAGCCAUCCAGAAGAUAUGCUAGUAAAGUAGCAACAGAACCAUUCUUAAAUGGAAGUACGAGUUCUUAUGUCGAAGAAAUGUAUAAUGCAUGGCUCCAAGAUCCACAAAGCGUGCACGUGUCAUGGGAUGCCUUCUUUCGAAACAGUACCGCAGGAGCAGGUCCAGGACUUGCUUAUCAAGCACCACCAUCGUUAGCAUCAAACUACAACCAAGUUCCUUUAGGAUCUCUUUUGCCAGCUUUAGGAGGAAGUUCACAAGUUGGUCAAGUACCAGUUAAUGAAAAAAUAAUUGAUGAUCAUUUGGCAGUUCAAGCUAUCAUAAGAUCUUAUCAGAUCCGAGGGCAUCAUAUCGCUAAAUUGGAUCCACUUGGAAUCAACAGCGCUGAUCUUGAUGAUAAACAUCCACAAGAAUUGCUCUAUAAUUAUUAUUCGUUUGGAAAGAAAUCUCGCAUCACAUACUCUCAGGAUCUGCAAUAUCGAGUAGCUGCUCUAAUGAAACAGGAAUCAGACAUGGAUCGAGUAUUUAAACUUCCAUCAACUACAUUUAUUGGAGGAAAAGAAAAAUCUUUACCCCUCAGAGAAAUUUUGAAGCGGCUUGAAAACACGUAUUGUGGUCAUAUUGGCGUAGAAUUCAUGUUCAUUAAUUCUUUGGAACAAUGUAACUGGAUAAGACAGAAAAUGGAAACUCCGGGAAUUAUGGAAAUCAACAAUGAUGAAAAAAGAUUAAUUUUAGCUCGGCUUACUCGCGCUACUGGUUUUGAAGCCUUUUUAGCACGUAAAUGGUCAUCAGAAAAACGUUUCGGACUUGAAGGUUGUGAGAUUUUGAUUCCAGCAAUGAAGCAAGUCAUUGAUAAAUCAACUGAGUUGGGCGUGGAAUCAAUUGUAAUGGGAAUGCCUCAUCGUGGUCGCUUAAAUGUUUUAGCAAAUGUUUGCCGUAAACCAUUGAAUCAAAUCUUCACUCAAUUUGCUGCAUUGGAAGCAGCUGAUGAUGGUUCUGGUGACGUUAAAUAUCACUUGGGAACAUAUAUUGAGCGCUUAAAUCGCGUAACGAAUAAGAACAUCCGUUUAGCCGUUGUCGCUAAUCCAUCUCAUUUGGAAGCUGUUGAUCCAGUUGUUCAAGGAAAAACGCGCGCCGAGCAAUUUUAUCGCGGGGACGGGGAAGGCAAAAAAGUCAUGUCCAUUCUUUUGCACGGUGACGCUGCUUUUUGUGGACAAGGUGUUGUUUUUGAAACCAUUGGUUUAUCAGAUUUACCUGAUUAUACAACUCAUGGUACCAUUCAUAUUGUUGUUAACAACCAAAUUGGAUUUACAACUGACCCACGGCAUUCUCGCUCUUCACCUUAUUGUACUGACGUUGCUCGUGUAGUAAAUGCACCUAUUUUCCAUGUCAACUCUGAUGAUCCAGAAGCUGUAAUGCACGUUUGCAAAAUCGCCGCUGAGUGGCGAGCAACGUUCCACAAAGACGUUGUAAUUGAUAUUGUAUGCUACCGACGCAAUGGUCACAACGAAAUUGAUGAGCCCAUGUUCACCCAACCUUUAAUGUAUCGUAAGAUCAGAAAUACUCCUCCAGGGUUAGAUAUUUACUCAAAAAAAUUAAUUGAUGAAGGUGUUGUUACACCAGAAGAAGUAAAAGAUGUCAAAGAUAAAUAUGAAAAAAUAUGCGAAGAAGCUUAUACCAAUGCUCGUCAAGAAACACACAUUAAAUAUAAAGAUUGGCUUGAUUCACCAUGGUCUGGAUUCUUUGAAGGAAAAGACCCAUUAAAAGUAUCUCCAACUGGAAUUAAAGAAGAUACUCUCACACAUAUUGGAAAAAAAUUCUCAUCACCACCUCCUAACGCAGCCGAGUUUGUCAUUCAUAAAGGAAUUGAGCGUAUCUUAAAGGCUCGAAUGGAAAUGGUAGAAUCUCGACAAGUUGAUUGGGCUCUUGGUGAAGCAAUGGCAUUUGGAUCAUUAUUAAAAGAUGGAAUUCAUGUUAGAUUAUCAGGCCAAGAUGUAGAAAGAGGUACUUUCUCUCAUAGGCAUCAUGUACUUCAUCAUCAAACUGUGGAUAAAGCUACUUACCGACCUCUUUGCUUCCUUUAUCCGGAUCAAGCUCCUUAUACAGUCUGUAACAGUUCUCUUUCAGAAUUCGGAGUAUUAGGAUUUGAAUUAGGUUACUCAAUGACAAAUCCCAAUGCUCUAGUUUGCUGGGAAGCUCAAUUUGGAGAUUUUAAUAAUACCGCUCAAUGUAUCAUUGACCAAUUUAUCAGCAGUGGUCAAGCUAAGUGGGUAAGACAAUCGGGUCUUGUGAUGCUUUUACCUCAUGGUCUUGAAGGAAUGGGUCCCGAACAUUCUAGUGCCCGUCUUGAACGAUUUUUACAAAUGUCUGCUGAUGAUCCAGAUUAUUUCCCACCUGAAAGCGAAGAGUUCGCGGUACGACAGCUUCAUGACAUUAAUUGGAUUGUAGCUAACUGUAGUACUCCGGCUAAUUAUUUCCAUAUUCUUCGUCGCCAAAUUGCUCUACCUUUCCGAAAACCUUUAAUUCUUAUGACACCUAAGUCAUUAUUACGUCACCCUGAAGCUCGAUCAAGCUUUGAUGAAAUGACCGAAGAUACUCAAUUCCUUCGACUAAUUCCUGAAGACGGAGCUGCUGCUAAGAAUGCAAGUAAUGUCAAGAGAGUACUGUUUUGUUCUGGAAAAGUAUACUAUGAUUUGAAGAAAUCUCGCGCAGAACGAGGUUUAGAUGAUAAAGUUGCCAUAUCAAGGGUUGAACAGAUAUCACCGUUUCCCUAUGAUCUAGUAAAGAAAGAAGCGGCAAAAUAUUCAAAUGCUGACUUAGUUUGGGCACAAGAAGAAGCUAAGAAUCAAGGUGCCUGGACUUAUGUUCAACCGAGAUUUUCCACAGCUGUUAAUGGAACUCGAAAUCUUUCUAGCAGAAUUUCGGGAGAAAAUAGUGGUGGUUGGUUGAGUAGUUUAUUUUCCUCAUCCAAGUCAUCAAACAAAUCAGAAACUGUGAAUGAAACACAAUCAGAACAAUCGACAGAAUCAAAACGAACAUUGAGAUACGCUGGUCGUCCAACAGCUGCAUCACCAGCCACUGGUAGUAAACCACAACACCUCAAAGAACUUAAACAGUUCCUAGACGAUAGUUUUAAUAAUUUGUAAGACAUUUUAUUAUAUAGAAACAUAAUUUUAUUUAUUUUUGUCCUUUAAAUUUUUUUAUCGAUCAUCCGCAGUAGAAUCAUAUAUUACGUUCAUAGAAAUUAAUUUUGAGACUGUAACAUUCAGCUGUUUAAAGCUCGUUUUAUCCAUUUUUAGGAUGAAAAUUUGAUUAACACUAUCAAAUAAAUUAUUUCAUCUUUUUUAGUAAAUUUUAAACUAAUAGAUACAUAAUUCAUGUUUUCUUCAUAUAACAAAUUUACUCAAUUGUAUUUAGUAUUAACAAAAGAACACGGAUGAUCGACAGAAUUUAGUUUGUCAAUGAAUGACAAAAAUGGAAGAUUGAAUGGUAGGAAGUUAUGUAUAUUCCAACGUCACUAAGUGACUUAUUUAUGUGUGGGUACUCGAUUGAAUGAGUUCGUGCUACGUGAUGCCUUGUAAAAAUUAAAAUAAAUAAUAAUGUACUGAAAUGAUUAUCUCAUACUUAAAUAAUUCUUAGGAAAUUUCAUCAAAACAAAUAUGGAUAAAGUUAUUAAAUUCAUUCAAAGAAAUAUACGUAAAUUUUUGGUAGUUAAUUUUAUUUUAUAAAAAAAUUCAUCAGUUAAUUUAUAAUAUUUUGUGUAUUUUGAACACAUAUUCAAUUCAUUUUACUGAUGCUAAAUUUAAAAGUCCCUUAGAUCAAAUGAAAAAUAAAAAUGAGGAAACGGUUUAUGAAUGUAUGGAAUUUUUUGAAAGUAAUAUUUUACCUUGAAGAAGAGAAAAAGUUCAACUGAAAUUGAAUAUAACAGGAAUUGUAGAUGAAUUAUGGUAUUAUUUAAAAGUCUAUAGUAGACUGAUAUUAUUUACUCUUAACAAUUAUAACAUUUAAAAAAUUUCAGUAUUUAUUCUUUUAAUCCUGUGUAUUAUCUUUUAAUUAUAAAACAUCAAGAUCGAACCAUGUUGAGAUCCAAAACAAAAAUAACUAGCUCAAUUUUUAAUAAAGAACUAGUGUAACUAAAAUAUUUAGAUGAACAUGGUUCGACAAAAUGGAACUGUUUAAGGAUCUUACAAUGGUGCACAUAGUUUUAAAAUAAUAAAAUAAUUUUAAUAAUAAAAAAAUAACUAUGUUGAAUUUUUCGGCCAGAGGCAAUAAAGUUUCAGCAUAUGUAACACUGUUAAGUAAUUAAAUUAUACAUAAACAAAU